CACAUUGUCAACUUUCCAUCUGCCCAUCACCACCACUCAUAUUCCAUCUCCCACCUCCCCCCAUGGAUACUUCCCGAGACGUCCCAGACAUUCUUAUCGUGGGUGCUGGCAUCUUCGGGGUCAGCACAGCCUACCAUCUCGCUCAGCAGCUCGAGCGACCGUCACAGAUCGUCCUGUUAGAUCGCGCCGCCCCGCCAUCCACCCCCGCGGCAUCUACCGAUAUCAACAAGAUCAUUCGUGCCGACUACACUAACCCUCUCUACGUCGCUUUGGGAUUCGAAGCUAUUGAACAGUGGAAGUCGCUGCCAUUCUUCCAAGAAGCACAAGUCUACCACCCCUCGGGAUGGAUCGCCUUGGAGGAGAAAGAUAGCGAUGUCCCCGCAUUGAUAAGGAAGAACUUCCGCGAUUAUGGUCGCGGCGACGUCAUCGAGGAAUGGUCCGAAGAGAAAGUCCGUCACGCAUGGGGUGGGCUACUCGAGAAGACAGACUGCUCCCCAUUUGGCUCAUAUUACUAUAAUUCUUCUGCUGGCUGGGCGGACGCAGGAAAAGCAUUGCAGCUGAUGGCACAAGAGGCGAUCAAGCUGGGUGUCCGAUAUGAGGUUGGGGAGGCGCGCAGAAUCGUUCGUGAUGAAAAUGGAGUCAGUGGUGUUAAAACAGCAGACGGUACCAUCUACCAUGCUCGAAAGGUCUUGUUGGCCACAGGGGCAUGGACAAGUCAGCUCAUGUCCUCGGUGGAGGAUGACUUGGACCUGCCGGGACCAGACCGAGUAGAGCAGCAGGUAUCAGCAGCAGGAGUGACAGUCUCGCACUUUCAACUCUCGUCAGAGGAAAAAUCCCGCUACUCGCAGCUGCCGGUAUUUGUCUACGGAGGGGAAGGCGAGGUCAUUCCUCCCACUGCAGAGGGGAUCCUCAAGUUUACUACCGCCGCUUCUUUCAGGAACACCAUCCGCACGGCGUCCGGACAUGAAAUUUCGGUGCCGCUGGUAGAUCAAAUUCAUGUGCCUGAAGCAUUGCAGGAAGAUCAUCUGCGCGCCAUUCGACCUCGUCUGCCACAGUUUCUUGGGGAGCAUCCCCGUCCCGACUACUGGCGCAUAUGCUGGGAUGCAAUCUCGCCCAGCCAGCAUCCGCUAAUCACCCGCCAUCCAGAUGACCGACUGUCCAACCUCUAUUUCGCAGUAGGGGGAUCAUUCCAUUGCUACAAGUUCCUCCCGACCAUUGGCAAAUACGUGAUCAACGUAUUGCAUGGGGUGUCGAAUGGACGCGAAAAAGACGAGGCCUGGACGUGGAAGGAGCAUCACCCGGAUGAAAGAGGAGUGCAUGCGCGAUUGGUCCCGGGGAGAGAGAUUCGAGAUGUUGUUUAG
This is a messenger RNA of Aspergillus costaricaensis CBS 115574, 1361 nucleotides long. RefSeq names its product NAD(P)/FAD-dependent oxidoreductase. NCBI's taxonomy places the organism in Eukaryota, Fungi, Ascomycota, Eurotiomycetes, Eurotiales, Aspergillaceae. Gene Ontology annotation, molecular function: saccharopine oxidase activity; sarcosine oxidase activity; flavin adenine dinucleotide binding. The record is from RefSeq and is a predicted model, not a curated record. The coding region runs from base 63 to 1361 and encodes 432 amino acids. The transcript is spliced from 2 exons.